Salvelinus fontinalis (brook trout) is the source of this 5671-nucleotide messenger RNA. Its product is annotated as caspase recruitment domain-containing protein 14-like. The record is from RefSeq and is a predicted model, not a curated record. Bases 1086 to 3944 code for a protein of 952 amino acids. Gene Ontology annotation, biological process: regulation of apoptotic process. The transcript is spliced from 20 exons. Lineage: Eukaryota; Metazoa; Chordata; Actinopteri; Salmoniformes; Salmonidae. Gene Ontology annotation, molecular function: protein binding.
GCUUUAAAUAUAUGCGUGUGAAUUGUACUCAAUUCCUGAAAUCCCUCAUGGUUAUUCAAUAAUAUCUCUGUGUAUUCCUGUUUAUCAGUAUUUCCUCCAUGCAUUUGCCAGUUUUGUAGCCAACUUGAAUACAUGCUAUCGUGUACCGACCAAAGUCAAAUAAGAUGUAGCCUAUCCUUUGUAUCUAGCGUUUUGUUAUUAUAGACAAACGUUGGCAUUGUGUUAGUUUACUAGGCUACAUGUGGUAAUAACAGUCACAUAUGGUAACAACACAAUACCAAGCAUGUAUACAGGUGGUACAUUUCCAGUGAAUAUCCCCUCUCUUGAUCUAUUGUUGAUGUUGUCCCCCAAGAUAAAAUCUUGUCAGUUUGUUUAGUCACACGCAAUAUCUCACGGCACUGAAGAAGAUACUAUUUGACGAAACUUGGGUGAACUAUGCGUCUUGCUAGAGAUCCGGCAUUUACAAAAUGACACUGGCGGCCCAAGGCGGGAGCUAUAGAAAUUGGCAUGAAUUAAAGAAUGAAUGAAUGAAUGUGAGGUUAAUUCUGUAACUUUAUGACAGUGGUUGUGAAUCAUAAAGAUACAGAAGUAUUCAUUCAUUCAUUCAUGUGACGUGGCCCCAUUCAACAAAUAUGUCUUCAGUAAUAAAGAGCAUGGAGGAAGGCAAGUAGCUUUGCGUUGUAGCUGCCGAUAUUGAAUCAGUGCCAUGUAGUGCAAACAAAAGGUACAAUAGGCCUACAUCAGUGAAGCACAGGAGGUAAGGCACAAUAUGAUGUUUACUGUGAAGUGUACACAUCUUCAGGUUAUUGUGUGCAUGCAUGGGCUCGGCGUGGGCACUGAUUCACUGGGGUGUAUGUUUCUUGUCUUUCAGGUUAUCUCGCACACACACACACCCUAGCAUGCAUUGACGCCUACACCAGCCGGGCGUGGAGUCCCUGUGUCUCUGACAGUUAGCUUUUUUCCCCAGCAUAUCGGACAGUGAUAAUACUAGGUGUGUGUGAUUAAGUGUGUGUGUCUUCGGUGACUGCGUCUGCCUGCGACACUCACUCGAAGUGUGUCGCCUCACACACACGCCGGCACUCACCAUGGCAGCGGAAUGUGUUCCGGAGGGGCCCCCCGACCUUAAGGAGAUGGGUGAGGAAGAUGUGUGGGAGCUGAUCAACGACAACCGUCAUCGUAUCUCCCUGGGUGUGAAACCAUGUAUGUUGAUCCCCUACCUGCGCCAGGCCAGGGUCCUCACAGAGAUGGAUGAAGAUGAGAUCCUCUCCUGCCUCAAGCUCAACAACAGCUCCAUGAGGACCAGUCACAUGCUGGACCUCCUGCGUAUCCAGGGGAGGAACGGUGCAAUGGCCCUGCUGGAGAGCCUGAUGAUCCACUACCCCACCAUCUACACCCAGGUCACAGGCCGCAAGCCCAGCACCGAGCCCUCUGGCUUCAGUGGCCUGAUUAAGUACUCGGACUUGACGGAGUACCUGGUCAAAGCCUUGACAGGGAUGCAGAAGGAGCUGAAGGAGGCUCGGCAGGAGGCCAGUCAGCUGGGGUCACGUUGCACCUCCCUGGAGGCGCAGCUAGGUCAGACUCUGGAGCGGCAGGAGGAGUCUCGCCGUCUUAAGGCCGACCACGGCCGCAUGAGGAAGCACUUGGCUGCCGCGCACCACGACAUCUUGAAGCUGAAGGACGAGAAGUGUGGCCUGUAUGCGCGGUACACGGCCGCCAUCGAGGAGAGGUCGGCCGCCAACAUCCACUGUAGCGACCUCAACCUGCAGGUAUAUCAGCUUCAGUUUGAGCUGCGCAAAGCCCAGACAGAGACGGACAUUGAGAGGCAGCGCUCGCCCAAGUGCCCCAACCCCAGCGAGACGCAACAACUGCAGGACGAGAUUAGCGCUCUGCGCAGGCAGCUACUGGUGGCCGAGAAAUUCACCCCGGCGCGUGAUGGUAUCCUGGCCCAAGACCUGGUUGAGGCGAGGGAUGGCCAUAUGCAGCUUGCUGAGCAGCUCAGGUGCUACAGAGAGGAGAAUGAGCAGCUGACCCGCGAGAGGCGGGAGAUGGUGGAACAUAAGGAGUGUCUGGCGCUGCAGGUUGAGAAGUUGUCUCUGGACUGUGAGAUGUACAAGCAGAAGGGUACUGUCAAACAGAGCCAACUGAGGGAGCUACAGGCAGAGAGAGACCACGCGUGCCUGUCCAGGGGCAAGGCCCAGGCCCAGAUAGCCAGGAGCCUGGCUGAGAAGGACACGCUGCGCAGCGCACACACUGAAUGGAAGUUUAGCUGGGAGAGCCAGGGCUCCAGCAGUGACAGCCUCCCCUCCAGCCCCUCACCUCGUCCCCGCCUCCGCCGCAUGCAUGCAAUUUGCCCCGAUUCCAUGAAGAGUAACGAUAUCACUCCAAGUAGUGUCCCGUCCCAAAACGUGGAGCCUCCAUGCCCAGACUCACUGCGGAGACAAGAAAAGACCCUAUGGUACAAUCGAGACAGCUCGGAGACGGCUGAAUGUGACGUCUUACUUGACAAUGACUUUGUGUUCAUCCCCAGUGGCAAUGAGGUUGAGCAAUCUGUUAUGUCACCCACACCUUCCUGCCAAAGCAACAACAGUGAUGGGGCAUCAGCACCCCCGUUCCUGCUGCGCUCCCGGCCCCGGGCCAUGCGCAUCACGGGCCGAGUCCUGACCAUCUCCUUCCAGGGGGAGGCGCUGCUGAGCCAGCUGCAGGUGGUGGGGGGUAACAAGACGGGCGUGUUCGUCCACCAGGUCACCGAGGGCUCCGCCGCCAACACAGUGGGCAUUAGUUCGGGGGCACAAAUACUGGAGGUGAAGUAUGAGCAGGCCCAGCAGGCUCUAAGGAUGGUUCUGGAGGACUCCACCCUGGAAGAAGCCAUGUGGGCUCUGGGGCAGGUCCAAGGCUUCUGCCACCUCUCCCUGAGGCCCAACCAAGAUGCCUAUGAGAAGCUCCUGCUGCAGAAUGGCGAGGCCAUAUCAGGGGACUCCUUCUACGUGCGCGUCAACAUAUCGUUACCCGGGGGCUCGCAGGACGCUCUGACCGUUUCCUGUAACGACAUCCUCCACGUCACAUGCACCCUCCCAGCGGGCGCUGACCGCUCCUGGAGGGCCAGCCACGUCCACCCUUGCCAACUGCUGGACCUCAAGACGGGCAACUUGCCCAACUACUACAGAGCCCAACGCCUGCUGAUCAGAGCUAUCGAGGACAUGAGCAUUCAACCCAUGGCACUUAGAAAGGCCCGGGACAAGCAGAAGACUGUGAGGAUCGUCAGUACGGGGAGACAGGGGAGGAAUCCUCUGUGGGUCUGUGUAGAAGACAGCAAGGACAAGAGCACUGGGCCAGGGGAAGCCUCUGCGCCCAGAGGCUGUUUGUCCCUCAUGCCCUACACCCUGGUCACGGCCCACUACCCACCCGUCUGUCGUCCGGUCCUCCUGCUACCCACAAUCCUCGGCCGUGUCCUGAAUCAGAAACUUUCCAAGUGGCAGGGCUUUCAGUUGUGUGAGCCAGAGUUAUUGAGUUCCAGCGAGCACGCUGCCAGGCUGCAGAGGUCUGAGGUGCUGGAGGAGUGUGAACAGGGGGGUCAGCGGUGUUACACCCUGCAGAGUGUUGAGAGGGUCAUGAAGCAGGGUACCCACUGUGUGCUGCCUCUAGGUCUGGACUGUGUACGCCGCCUCCACAGGGCAGAGAUCUUCCCCAUCAUCAUCUUCAUCGCCCAGUCCAAGUCCAGAGCAGCACGCAAACUCAAGUCUAAGGUGCAGAGUCAGGGCUGGUCCGAGGAGCAGCUGCUGGAGUGUUCUCGCAGCGAGGAGUCCCUGCUGGACAAGCUGCCCUGCCUCUACCGCAUCGUCAGCCCUGACUCGUGGGACGACAAAACCACCCUGCUCACCACCCUGCACUCCGUCAUCUUGGAGGAGCAGAAGAAGAUUGUGUGGGUGGAGCCUGAUUUGUGGUGAUGUUAAGGCAUCAGAAGCAUCAAUGUGAAGUUUGUUGAUGAGGUACUCGUGGCCAAAUUGGAUGUCUUUGAAUUCCAUAUUUGUAAAAUAAGUUAUUUGGAAUAUUUGUAAAUGGAUAAAACGGAGAAGAGUUCCAAUAGGCAUUACAUACCUGAGCAUUAUGGGACAAGGGAAAUGGAUUGUGUAUGAAUGUGUACCUAUGAUAGCUACCUAUACAUAUGAAUUCUGUAAUCAAGGUAGUAGUAUGAGUAUGAAGGUAGCAUGAUGAGAUGUACCAGCACUUUGGUUUAACUUCAUUAAGUUCUUGUUUUAUCCAACCUAUAUUUACUUGUAUUGUUUUUGGGAAUAGUUUUUCAAUUAUCUUUAUCAUAAAGAUAUGACAGUGUUAUAUACUGUGUAUUGUAUUAUAUACAGGAUUUCAACAAACCUGUGAAACCAUAGUCGUACCCAAGUCACACCAGAAAUGUAAUGUAGGAAUUCUAGUCAGACUAUGUUGACUAACUGUCAGACAGUUUUAAAGUUUCCAUACAAUGAGGGAUUUAAUGACCUAUUCUGAAGUGUGCAACUCAAAGUGGGGUUAAAGUCUAAUGAUAGUAGGCAUUAUAUGGAUUUAGGUUGGAACUUGUUUUUAACGCAGUGGUAUUCAAAGUCUGGGUUCAGGACCCCUAUUGGGGUCGCGGGGGAACUGCAGUGGGGUCGCCAAAAUAAAAUGUAUAAUAAAAUAGAAAAAUGAAGAGUACAGAUUAUUUUAUUCGACAAUAUACAAAGGUUUUUGAGAAAGAUCAUUUGAAAAAUGUAAUUGAGUAAAUGUAUUUAUUGAUUUAUUUUCAUUUUGAUCAAGAGAUUUAAUAAAUUGACGGUUAUUUGAUUUACAGAUUUGAAGGACAAAUGGGGUCCUCAGAAAUGUUUUGCAUGCCACUUUUUUUAAAGGGUGACAAAAAAAGUAACUGAUAUUACAUGAUAUGAUAACUUGUAUUUUACGAUAUAUAAGAUGACUGUACACAGAGCUCAGGUAUCAUUGACCCUUAGUCACUCACUCUAGGAAUGAGAACCAAGCUCAACUUCCUGUGCACCGCUUAGGCCUACUUGAUUUAUGUCCAACCCCUCCCUCUCUCUUCCACCUACAUCCUCUCUUUAUGAUCUUUCCCUGCUUUCCUAAAUAACCACCAGGUGCAGUAUUAGGCACUGUCCCUGAGCCAGCUGUCUAAAACCUGCUUAUUGUGUUAUGAGAUGUAUAUACACGUGUUAUGUCAGCUGUGCCAUCAUUUCUGGUACGAAUGUCUAUGAUAAUUGUCAUCGUAGAUGUAGGCUAUGGAAUGAAUUAACAGAUGCUGGUGGAUUAUAUAUGAUAGGGCAAUACUUUUUUAUUUUGUGUAAUUAAAUGUUUUUAAGAUGUGUUUGUCUUGUCAUCCGAUUGUUGCAAAAUGUGUUUACAGGUGCAUGACAAUCUUUUGGACACUGAAAGGAAAUGCUACUAUAAAAUAUGUAAUUAUUUUGUAACUAAAUACAUUUGAUCAUAUUCCUUUCGUAUUUGCACAUUUAUGUCAAAGCAAAGUCCUCAAGACGAAUAUAUGGUUUGGUUUCUUCCAAAUGCCAUUAAUUUUGUUAACACUUGCAAUUAAUUAGCAUUUAAGCUUGAAGUGAAUGCAGGGACAUUUUAACGGUUGAUGCUCCAAUGUAACCAGCAGAGGGAGCAAGAUUAAAAGGUGAACGUAAGCAACCCGCAA